AUUCAUCCCUCCAGCCUCACUUAAAAAGUCCUACCUGAGCCGUGUGUCGCAGAGAGAGCUGCCAGGUGGUUUCCUGCUGCCCUGUAAGAUCUAAGGAAAUCUUAAUAAGGAUCAUCCACACUUCAAAGAGGAUCCUGAAGAAGUGUAAACAAGACUCCCAGCCAAGCCCUGUAUUUAUCGUACUUCAUUAAGGACAUGCUGUUGAUUUCUCCCGGCUGGGUCAGUUUGUGACGACUUGAACAAGAUGAGGACUGGCGUCUGUUUGCUCGUGCUGUGUGUGCUGUCUGCAGCUGCCGUUCGUACCAGUACAUCGCCACCAGGGAAACCCCGUAUGGUUAGCUGCAGAUCCCGAGACAAGGAGACGUUCUCCUGCUGGUGGGAGCCUGGCUCUGACGGAGGGCUGCCAACCACACACCGCCUCUACUUCAUGAAAGAGAGGGCUAAUGGAUUUCAGGAGUGUCCUGACUACAUCUCUGCAGGAAUAAACUCCUGCUUCUUUGACAAGUUGCACACCUCCUUCUGGGCAGAGUACAACCUGACAGUGGUGGCCACAAAUGCCCUUGGAAACACCUCAUCAGACUUCUUCUUAAUACAUGAUGUGUGGGAAUAUGUAAAGCCUGACCCUCCCAUGAAUGUCACGGUGCUGGCCAACAGCAGCGCUCCCAGUCCGCAACUGGAAAUAAAAUGGGAAAGCCCGCCAGACGCCGAUAUCAAAUCCGGCUGGGUCACCGCAAAAUAUGAGCUCAGGUUUAAACCAAAAGACAGUAAGGAGUGGAAGAGUAGAGGAGUUCAAAAAGAGACUUAUGCAAAGCUGCAUGUGGAUCCCGGGGUCCUCUACAUGAUUCAGGUGCGCUGUAAGCUAGACCACGGCAACUGGAGUGAGUGGACCAACACCAUAUUUUCUGAAAUCCCUAAACUGCCUCUGAUUGACAAAUCAUUGUGGAUUCUGGUCUUUGUUUUCUCCUUGAUUCCCUUGUUGGCAACUAUAGCCAUCUUAGUGCUGAAGAGGAAACUUUUGAAGCAGUGGUUCCUACCUCCUGUUCCUGGUCCAAAGAUAAGAGGAAUUGAUGUUCAGCUUCUUAAGAGUGGCCGAUCUGAAGACAUUGCAAAUGCCCUCAUCACCAGCCAAAACUUUCCUCCCAUGAUAGCGUGGAUCGACCAGGUGGAGGACUACUUGUUGGUGUCAGACAGUGACGAAUGGCUUAUCAAUGAUCUAUAUUUAUCUCAACAAAAGAAGAAAAUCUUCGCUAAUGCCAGUGGCUUACACCUUGACUCAGAAAUUCCCCGCGGCGAGGUGACCCCUGUAAAGAAUGCCCGAGAAAAAGCUGAGGACAGUUUGGAUAAAACGGACACGUUUGAAAGCUCCAAUGAGCGUGAUGUAUUACAUAUGGAUCGGACGCAGCUGCCUGUUGAGAAACAGGAAUGUGUGAGUGAGGAAAAAGCAUCUCUAACAAACGCAAACCAGCCCCUGCCAAACACCUGCUAUGUGGAUAUUCAGCCACGCGAGACGUCCUGGGAAGCUGGAACACAGUCUGACUAUAGCAAAGUGAAAGAGGUGAAUGGCGAGAGCAUCCUCAUCUUCAACAACGAAAACAUCCUGCAGGAGGUGAACGCGCCUGAUGAAUACAGCAGGGUCAAAGAGGUGAAUAGUGAGGGAGUUUUCCUGCAGAAACAUGACUCAUCUGACCCCUACUGUAAGAAAAAAGAAGACCAGUACAUAGAGUGGAUCAGUCAGAAGCCAAAAAUGCCUCAUGACAGCGAGCUCAACAAAGGCUUCUGCUUGGAAAUGAUCGGAAAUGGAUACGUAGAUUCUCCUGCUGGUUUUAUUGUGAAGUGAUCCAUUGAGGUGGGACAGUCGGAUCUGUCCGGAUUAACUGAGUCACUGGGCAGAUGAUGCAAUGUUAUCUGAUUAUUGCUAUCGGCAACUAAUUGCACGGUGUUGAAAAGGACAGACUUAUUUAUGGGAUGCACCGGCUGCUCUCCACAGUGGAAUGUAUUUAUCUUGACUGAGGAAGAAAAAUGAAAUUACUUUGACUUUUGAAUUUUCCGCUCAAACGAUGAAAGUGGUUCAGCU
Molecule: messenger RNA, 2074 nt
Organism: Cyprinodon tularosa
Lineage: Eukaryota; Metazoa; Chordata; Actinopteri; Cyprinodontiformes; Cyprinodontidae
Gene: prlrb
Product: prolactin receptor b
Exons: 9
Coding region: 245-1837 (530 amino acids)
Biological process (GO): cytokine-mediated signaling pathway
Cellular component (GO): external side of plasma membrane; signaling receptor complex
Molecular function (GO): cytokine receptor activity; cytokine binding
Source: RefSeq, a predicted model, not a curated record